AUGGCCAUAUACUCCUUCUGGAUCUUUGACAAACACUGCAACUGCAUCUUCGAUAGGGAAUGGACACUGCAAGCUGAUAGCUCUAGCGGGACUACAAACUCCAAGCAGAAUGAGGAUACUGCGAAACUGAUCUACGGGAUAAUCUUCUCAUUGCAGUCUAUUUCAACGCGGAUAGGGUCGCAGAGUAACUCUGUGAAGACCAUCUCGACGGGGAAGUACCGCAUCCAUCUGUUGACGACCCCCACUGGACUGCGGUUCGUGCUUUUCAGCGACCUGAACCAUCAGGACCUGGCCCACGUGCUGCAGUAUCUGUACGGCGAGGUGUAUGUACGUUAUGUGGCUCGCAACAUGCUGUCGCCUGUAGAUUUCGCAGAGAGCGCAAGUGAGACGAGGGGGCAGGGCUUCCGCAAGAUCAACAACCGGAACUUCCUGAGUGCUGUAGAACGGUUUCUGGGGCCAAUGCUAGGCCAAUGA
Eremothecium gossypii ATCC 10895 is the source of this 474-nucleotide messenger RNA. RefSeq names its product TRAPP subunit BET5 (gene BET5). The record is from RefSeq and is marked provisional. Gene Ontology annotation, cellular component: TRAPP complex. The transcript is spliced from 2 exons. Gene Ontology annotation, biological process: endoplasmic reticulum to Golgi vesicle-mediated transport. Lineage: Eukaryota; Fungi; Ascomycota; Saccharomycetes; Saccharomycetales; Saccharomycetaceae. The coding region runs from base 1 to 474 and encodes 157 amino acids.